GAAACGGUAUUCCCAUGGCCCAAACACCUUUUUUCCACUGAUGUAGUGAGAGAGAGAGAUUUCCAAAUCUGAACAAAACCCAGCGCCAAUUUCCUACUUUGCUUCGCUUACUCUCUCUCUCUCAAUUUUGGCGUUGGUACAAAUUAAACACUGAAAACAAAAAGCCCAUAUAAUAUAUAUAUAUAUAUAUAAUAUAUAUAGCCAAUCAUAUAUUCACAGCUCUGGGCUUUCAACAGACAAACAGAGAAAAAGCUAGAAAGAGAAAAACAUUGUUUUCCUCGCAUUUGCCGCGCUGCUCUGAACUUUCCUUUCAACUCGUUUUUGUAAACCCAGUUUGCGCUUUCACACCUCCUAAAUCUACAUAUUUGUAGUUAAAGUGCAUGCAUAAUUUUUGGCAUCUGGAGGAUGUAGGACAUUUUUUUAAGGAUGGCUUCUGGAGAAGAUAGCUGCAGGUUUGGUUCCUUGCCAACCACUUUAAGGGAUAUGUCGUCAUCAUCUUCAGCAUUCUUUUCUGCGAAUCAGUCGCCUUUCUUCUCUCCAAGAUCAUCAUCAUUCCAAUUAUCUGAAUCAACAAGGUCUGGUGCUCCAUGUGACAGCUUUCCAUUAAGUGUUGAUCCCCUUAGCAGUUCUGGGAUUCUUCAACCUGAAAUUGUAUCAAAUGUUAGGCAUGCAUUGUCCGACAUUUCACCAGCACCAGCCACGUGUAUUUCCAGCAAUUCCCAGAAGUUUGAUUGUGUAGGUUCCUCAACUGGCAUCUUUAACAGCACCCAAUCUAGUUACAGCAAUGCCAAUGGCUGUGGUUAUUCUGGACACAGAGAAAGACAGAAGAAGCAUGAGAAACACCAUGGAGCCUCAUUUAUACCAGGUCCAUUUUCACUUUCCUCUAACAGAAUGAGGAGCUGUGACAUAUUCAUAGGCUUGCACGGGCGCAAACGAAGUUUGCUCAGGUUUGCUAAUUGGCUCCGUGCUGAAUUGGAGGCUCAAGGGAUUAGUUGCUUUGUAUCUGAUAGAGCUCGAUGUCGGAACUCGCGUAAACUUGGACUUGUUGAGAAGGCUAUGGAUGCUUCUUCAUAUGGGGUUGUCAUUCUCACAAAGAAGUCAUUCCGAAAUUCAUAUACCAUUGAAGAGGUGCGAUUUUUUUCAGGUAAGAAGAACCUGGUCCCAAUAUUCUUUGAUCUGAAUCCUGGUGAUUGCCUUGUCAGGGAUAUAGUUGAGAAGAAGGGGGAGCUGUGGGAGAAACAUGGAGGAGAGUUAUGGAAUUUGUACGGAGGUUUGGAGAAGGAGUGGAAGGAAGCUGUUCAUGGCCUUUGUCGGGUUGAUGAGUGGAAACUUGAAGCCCAGGAUGGUAACUGGAGAAAUUGUAUAUUCAGGGCUGUCAUAUUAUUAGCAAUGAGAUUAGGGAGGAGAAGUGUUGCAGAGCGGUUAACCAAGUGGAGAGAGAAAGUGGAGAAAGAGGAGUUCCCUUUCUCUCGAAACCAGAAUUUCAUUGGUAGGAAGAAAGAACUGUCUGAGCUAGAGUUUAUACUUUUUGGUGAUGUUAUUGGAGAUUCAGAAAGAGAUUAUGUUGAGCUUAAGGCUAAACCGAGGCGAAAGAAUUUGGCAAUUGGGUGGUGUAAUAACAGUUCAUGUGAGGAAAAGCCGAGGGAUUGGCAGUUCGAGACUGGCAAGAGUAAGGGGAAAGAACCAGUUGUAUGGAAGGAAUCAGAAAAGGAAAUUGAGAUGCAUAGUACUGGACUUCCUCAAAGGCAACACCAGCCAAGGCCAAAAAUUGGUGGGAAGUAUGCAAGAAGAAAAAGAUCAAUGAAGAUUCUGUAUGGGAAGGGGAUUGCUUGUGUGUCUGGAGACUCAGGAAUUGGCAAGACAGAGCUUCUUCUGGAAUUUGCUUACAGAUAUCGCCAGAGGUACAAGAUGGUCUUAUGGGUAGGCGGGGAAAGCAGGUAUAUUAGGCAGAACUAUCUUAAUCUCUGGUCAUUUUUAGAAGUUGAUGUGGGGCUUGAAAAUUUUUCCAAGGAAAGCAGCACUAAAAAUUUUGAAGAGCAGGAAGAGACUGCCAUAUCUACAGUACGCAAAGUGCUCAUGAGGAACAUACCUUUUCUGGUGGUAAUUGAUAACUUAGAGAGUGAAAAGGACUGGUGGGAUCACAAACUUGUAAUGGAUCUUCUUCCCCGUUUUGGUGGAGAGACCCACAUAAUAAUAUCAACGCGCCUUCCUCGUGUGAUGAAUUUGGAACCUUUGAAACUCUCAUACUUAUCUGAGGUUGAAGCAAUGUCACUAAUGCAGGGAACUGUAAAAGAUUAUUCAAUUGCAGAAAUCAAUGCUCUAAGAGUUAUUGAGGAGAAACUAGGAAGGUCAACAUUGGGGCUUGCAAUUGUUGGUGCAAUAUUGUCUGAGCUUCCUAUAACUCCAAGUAGACUAUUGGAGACCACUAAUAGAAUGCCCUUGAAGGGGCUGAUAUGGAGUGGUAAGCAAGCUCAUUCAUUGAGGCGGAACAUUUUCCUGUUCCAACUCUUAGAGGUGUGUUUCUCAAUAUUUGAUCAUGCAGAUGCACCAAGGAGUUUGGCAACCAGAAUGGUCCUGGCAAGUGGUUGGUUUGCACCUUGUGCAAUUCCUGUUUCUUUGUUAGCCCUAGCUGCUCAUAAGAUUCCAAAAAAGCAUAGAAAGACCCGUUUGGUAAGAAAAUUGUUGCAUUCUUUAACUUGCAGUCUUGCUUCAUCAUACACCAAGAGAUCGAAAGUUGAAGCAUCAUCCAUGUUGUUAAGAUUUAAUAUUGCAAGGAGCGGUACCAAGCAAAGUUACAUAUAUGUCAAUGAGCUCAUCAAGCUUUAUGCUCGCAAGAGAGGAGCAAGUGGAGCUCCACAAGCCAUGGUUCAAGCUAUCAUCAAUCGUGGAUCAAUAACUCAGCAUGCAGAACACAUUUGGGCAGCAUGUUUCUUGUUAUUUGGAUUUGGUAAUGACCCUGUGGUUGUUGAGCUCAAGGUGCCGGAUUUGCUAUACGUUGUCAAGGAAGUGGUCUUGCCUCUUUCAAUCCGAACAUUUAUUACAUUCUCUAGGUGCAGUGCUGCUCUCGAACUCCUUCGACUGUGUACCAAUGCCUUGGAAGAGGCAGACCAAGCGUUUGUUAUGCCAGUUGAGAAGUUGUUAGACAGAUCACUUUGCUGGAGGCCUAUUCGGACUAAUGCUCAGUUAAAUCCUUGCCUUUGGCAGGAGUUGGCACUAUCAAGAGCCACAGUUUUGGAAACUAGGGCCAAGUUAAUGAUAAAAGGGGGACUAUUUGACAUAGGGGAUGAUCUAAUUAGGAAGGCUGUAUUUAUUAGAACUUCUAUUUGCGGUGAAGAUCAUCCGGACACCAUAUCCGCUCGCGAAACUCUUAGCAAACUAACAAGACUUCUUGCUAAUGUUGAAAUACAUACUUCUCUAUAGUUUUUAUAUUUCUUGUAAGCAAAAUUUACUCCAAAAUUAAUACAAAAUUCUCAAGUGAAACUUAUUGUAUACCAAUCGGGGAUUUUCUAAACCAUUUUUUUUACCACAGAAAAAGAUUCUCCUGCA
This is a messenger RNA of Ziziphus jujuba (common jujube), 3546 nucleotides long. RefSeq lists its product as uncharacterized. Gene Ontology annotation, molecular function: ADP binding. NCBI's taxonomy places the organism in Eukaryota, Viridiplantae, Streptophyta, Magnoliopsida, Rosales, Rhamnaceae. The transcript is spliced from 2 exons. Bases 427 to 3420 code for a protein of 997 amino acids. Gene Ontology annotation, biological process: signal transduction; recombinational repair. The record is from RefSeq and is a predicted model, not a curated record.